AUGAUCAUGAAGAAAGAAACUUCUUCACCCAUUCAGCACAAGAAGGGUGAGCAAGGAUUAGGUGGGAGUGAUAGGCCGGUUGUUUCCCGUGGUUAUUCAGUCUAGAUUUGCCUUUUACCGCGAUGACUAACUCCGAGGGAUGACUUUGCCAAACUCCCCGAUGACGACCAUUGCGAUUUCCAAUCUUGUUCGUCCAACAACUUUUCCUUUCCCCUCUUUUUCUUAUAAGUAGUAAAAUAACUCAAAACGACUUCAUUAUGACAAUCCUUCCCCCUUUUUGAAUGUCUGCCUUUUUUAUCAAUCGAAUGUUUACACCUGCGGCUUAUUGUUAAGCUCGCUGAACACGAGAGAUUAUAAUAUUUUGCGGGUCGAUUUCCCUUCCCGUCAAUGAAUUUAUGGUGAUAUUGUUCGCACUCUCUUAACCUUCAUAAAACCCAAAUUAAUUGCGCGACGAAUGUUUUUUGUUUUGAGUUGGGAGGCUUUCUUCUCUUUUCUCGUCGACUGAUUAGACUCUUCUCGACUUCAGAAGCCCCCACUUUGAGCGGAAUUCUUUUUAUUGUUCAUUCCCCUGAUUUUUCUGCCUUUUUUUGAUUCAUCCAAACAAAAAAGUUUUUUCUUUUAGAUAUUCAGAACAUAAGGGAUAUUCAAAUAUUGCGAGCCCGGGCUGGACUAGCCUUGUUCUUCAAAUUAAUCUUGGCGUAGACGCCGCUCCUUCAAUCGGCUGGAUUGGGGUAGGAGUGGGGAUGAGUAAGAUGCGGCUUUCUCGAUUGCGCAAGGUCAGUCGAUUGGAUGGCCAAGAUUUUCAUCGAUUGAAACGAGAAUGCCUGAAGGGACAACAUUUAUUUGUUGAUCCAGAAUUCCCUCCGACGAACGUUUCCUUAUUUUUGGAUCGAAAUCGGAGUGCUGACAUUGUUUGGAAGAGGCCGAGUGUAAGCUUUUAACAGUUUUUAAUGUACUUGAAGUCUUCUUUAAUUUUUUUCACAAUCCAAGACCUUUUUUAGUAUAAUUUAUUCUGAUUUUAUUGUUUGUUUGAUUCUGCAAACAAAUGACUCUUUUAUUGAGUAAUAUGUUUGUAAAAUGAAUCUGCAGAAUUUCCUUUCAACUUUCUAGGCCCCAUGUUUAAUAUUUUGUUAUUCAGACAUAAAUGUUUUUCUUUUUUCGCAAGAAUCUGAAUUCUUAUUCCUUGACUUAAAGGUCAUUGACAUCAGUUUUUACUAUUACUAAUCGUGUAUAACAUUUUAAUGUCUGUUAUACGUUAUCCAAUUUUAUCCCGCUGUCAAGGAACGACUUCCUAAUUUCGUCAUUGUUGCGCAAUAUUGCAAAAUUGCAAGAAUUUUGAGUCAUCUUUUCCGCGUUCAGACUUUUCGGGUCGAUGACAGUUUGGGUCAACACGAAAUCGAUCAGGAUAAGACUUACAAGGGAUCGGCAAAAGCGCGCACCCUGGUUUUUUCUUGAAACAUGUACCAUUUGAAAGAGCGUAAAAAACUGGUCUAGGAUCACCUUUUAUUAGCUGCUAUUUUUUCUCUACGCCUUCGCUAGCGAGCAUUCUUUAGUUCUAGGCUUAUCUCACCCUUUUUCCGAGCAAACAAAUCCGAACGAUUUCCAAAGCACAGCGCAGCAGUGCUUCGGUGGCCUAGUGGGGUAAGGCGCUGAACGAGGCGAACCUGCGAACCGGGUUCGAAACCUCUUUUGAUUUUUUUGAUUUUCUUUAUAUUGCAAAUCAAAUAUGGCCUGGAAAUAGUGUUUGAGUGUCGUGUAGACAUUUGUGGUAUUUGUGGUAUAAUCGGAGUAGUUUUUUUAAGAAAAAACAGAGAUUUUUUAAAUUCUUUCAAAUUUGUAGUACUUGCCCUUGAAGUGGGUAUCUUCUAUGGCUGGAACUUUCAACGACUUUCAGAUUUUUACGAAUUAAGCCCAGUAACGGAAAGUACGUGAAAAUUGAGUCUGAAAACGGUUUACAUGUUUUCUACCCGCUAUGUUGCAUUGGGUUACACGACCUAAAAGAUCGCGUGAUCACACAUUGUGAACAUGGACUUGGGUAUCUCAAGGUCGGAAAAAAGUGUGUAUUCUUUGGCAUAGGGUGAAGCGUUGGACGUCAUAGGUACGUAUGGGACAUAUGAAAAGUAAUUAUUGAAUCUUUUUAGCCGUUCAGAAGCAAAGAGUCGUGAAAUCCAACCGGGAUUUUUAAAAAAUGCUCGCUAGCUAGGGCGUAGAGCAAAAAUAGCAGCUAAUAAAAGGUGAUCCUAGACCAGUUUUUUACGCUCUUUCAAAUGGUAUAUGUUUCAAGAAAAAACCAGGAUGCGCGCUUUUGCCGAUCCCUUGUUAGGUAGAGACCCAGAGCAAGGUCAAGAGGUGCCUUGGCGAAGCCGCUGGAACCUUUACGGACUCUCGGCGAAGGCUCGGCGGAGGCUUGGCGAAGACAAUGUAUGACCACCUUUUCUAUUGUUAACCUUGGUUUUCAUGCCCUUGAAAUAUUGCAUAACGUAUAUAUAAAAGGCCAAAACUUGCUCCAAAAACUAAGAUCCGUAAAUUUUACCUGGAUAUUAUUGCAGUAACACCUGUGAAAUACCUCAAAAUAGAUGAUAAACUGUCCAGGGCCUGAUAAAUUUAUUUAUGUUAACUAAUCCUUCUCCUGGUCUCCCUCGUGCAUAUAACGACCGGUAUAGGCAUCCCAAACUAUCACCGAUUCGAACUGUCGUUAACCCAAAAACUCGUGGCGUCAUCUUUUUUUUGUGAUAAAUACUUGUUGCAUAAAUUUUAUUAAAUGUUGUUAUAGUUGUUACGCAGUUUGAUUUUUGCUGCUUCAGUUUUUCUGCUGGCUUUUGUAUAAAAAUAGAGACAACUUCAUCCUUUUUGCAGCCAAUUAAUUGUAAUCGAAUUUGAGUACUCUUGAACUCUAGUCGGUCUUCGGAACCAGUUCUGAAUCAUCCAAAGUAAUAGUUUUUUUAUGAUUUAGGAGUUAUGUGACAACCCACGCCUUUUCGUGGAAGGGGCCAGUCCGAAUGACGUCACUCAAGGAAUCCUCGGAAACUGUUGGUUUGUCUCCGCUUGCUCUGCAUUGACUCACAAUGAAGCAUUGUUAGAGAAGGCAAGUUGAACACACAAUUUAAAAACUAUAUGAUGUCGUCCAAACCACGGUUAAAAAGCAUUAUGACACCUUUAAAUCUGGAUGAUUGUAAAAUACCUUAUUCUUAGGUAAUCCCUGACGCCAAUGGCCAAGAAUGGGGUCCAAAUUACAGUGGGAUCUUUCUCUUCCAGUUCUGGAGAUUCGGAGAGUGGAUUCAAGUAGUUAUCGAUGAUCUUUUACCCACCAAAGACGGGAAGUUGUUAUUCGCGCGGUCUAAAACUCCAAACGAAUUCUGGAGUGCACUUCUGGAAAAGGCAUUCGCAAAGUAAGUGAAGUCGUGGUAUUACAUUUACAGUUAAUUGAAGUUUUGUUUAUGAUCGUAAUUCUUUAGGCUUUAUGGGUGUUAUGAGAAUUUGGUGGGCGGCCAGUUGGCCGAUGCCCUGCAAGAUGUUUCCGGAGGUGUUGCCGAAACAAUUAAUGUCAAGAAAUAUUUCCACGAAGAACAGAAAAGCACACCAACAGAUCUUUUUCGAUUACUGAGGACGGCCUUUGACCAACAAGCGUUAAUCGUGGCCGCGAUCGCGGUAAGCCGCGAUUAGUUUAGAGGUGGCAAUCGGGCUGGCCCGGCGCUUUUGCAAAUCUGUUCAGAGACUGCCUGGCCCGCUAAAAUGGGUCGGAUAAAGACGUUUGCACUUUUUUUCGGACGUCUGGAAUAGCCGUAAAGGUAGCUAAAAUCAAAACGUUGGAUCGCGUCGGCUUUUUUCCUAUAGGUUUAUACCGCUAUAUGACUCUAUGUUUACAGUAAUCACAAAUUGCAUCAACGCUUUUAUUUACAUCGCGUCAUCAAAUUACAGUCAAUUCUUUCAGUUUACUAUACAAUCUAAAAAUGCAAAGAUUUUUACCCGACCCUUACAUAUCAGCCCGUCGGAAAGAUAGUGACGGGUCGUCGCAGCAAAAUUUUUCGCCUCGCCGAAACGAGGCCCGAUUGUCUCCUCUACCUUAGCUAACGAUCUUGAACAUCCUUCAAGAAACAUUCAGUUUUGUUUUAGGCCAAGUCAAAAGAAGACAUCGAAACGAGUUUACAUUGCGGUCUAGUGGUUGGUCAUGCCUAUGCAGUAACUGCUGUUCGUUAUAUCCAACUUGACACAGCCAGUCCCUCCAAUUCUGAAGAAUUCGACCAUUCCACAGCCAGUCGAAUCUUCUCAACUCCCCUCCGAAAAAUGAUGAUCCGACUUCAGAACCCGUGGGGUGAAAAAGAAUGGAAUGGGCCAUGGUCUGAUGAUUCUCCGGAAUGGGAACAAGUAGGUGGCUGUUGGGAAUUGUAUUGUUUCUUUAGGUAAGCAGUGCCCAUAAGGCCGAAUUGGGGAUUACGGUAGACGAAGAUGGAGAAUUUUGGAUGCCGUGGGAUGAAUUCAUCAGAUAUUUUACCGAUAUCAGUGUCUGUCAGCUGUUUAAUACAAGUGCGGCCAAGAAAUCGAAAGCUUUUCAACUCAGAUAUCAUGAAUUCGUCGCUUUCGAUCGAUGGACAACCAAUAAUGUAAAGCUGGGGGCACCGAAUGAUCGGGCUGGGGGAUGUGCCAACUUUCCAGGAACAUUCUGUCUGAAUCCACAAUAUUGUUUUGACAUUAAACACGCACAGGAAUUGAUGCUGGCAUUGACCCAGAAGGAAGUGCCACCAGUCACUGGCAAGCAAAGGGAACCCUUUAUCACCAUCGGAAUGCAUGUGAUGAGAGUGGAGUGCAAUCGGAAGUAUAGGAUACAUCAGGUUGGCCUUUAUUGUUCUAUUUUUUAUGACUAUUUGAAGGCGAUAGAUCCAGUGGGGACAUCUGAUUAUGUGGGGAGUAGAUCUGUCUACCUGCAUUUGAAAGGAAUGAUUCCUGGGAGAUAUAUUGUUAUUCCGACCACAUAUGCACCUCGAGAACAGACGGAAUUUAUGCUGAGGAUAUACAGUAAUGAGAAUCUGAGGCCUCGACUUCUCGAUGAUGAUUUUCCUAUAUUUGGUAAGCAUACAAGGAUGAAGAAAUAAGUCCGAUUUUGGGAUUCUGAAAAAGACUCUAAAUGAAAGCGCUUUUCUUUUAUUGCUUUCCAAGCUUUCCAAAACUCUAUCAAAAAAUUUUUUUUAUUUUGCUUGUCGAACAUGGUUUUUAUAGAUAGAUAAGGUGGAAACUAACUGAAUCGGAUAUUUUUAGCCAGUCCGAGUUAAUUAACCUCUCUCAUUUUACAUCAAAAAUCUUGUUUAUUCGCAUGAGAAGUUGCUUCGCGAAACGCUAAUUUUAGGUGCUUCGGGUAUACCCACGGGGUGAAAAUACCCGAAUUUUCCGAACCCUAACGAAAACUCGCUAAGUACGUUAAAGAACGAAAAAAAUCGGAGUGCACCUUUUUGAUCGCAACCGUGCGCGAAAUUGACAAUAAGUAGGUGCGAAAAUUGGUUUCCCGAACUUUUAUAAAUCACCGUGUUUAUACGUACUUCAUCAAAUCAUUAACAAAAUUCGUUGAUCACAAUUUAUUGUUCGGAUUGUUUAGAGAUGUUUGGAAUUCGUGCCUGCAAUCAGCCUAAGACCGUCUCACGAAUCAAAAUCUACGACCUCCAGAUCCGUCUGGACAGCCCCAAACAUGUCAGUAUUGUAAUUACUCAUGAAGGCCAACGCCAUCAAUCUCCGCUUCACUUUGUGGACAAAGAGACCAUCUCAAUCGACGAGUCCUUCAUUCUCCAUUCCAAAUUUGUUUGUCAGAAGAUCUCUGCAGAAGUGUGGACCUUGAGUAAAAAGGGAAUCCUCAAAUGUUUUGCCCGAUCUUCACUUCAGAUCAAGUUGGACAACGACUCUUCAGAAGAGAUUCUGGAUGUGAAGAAGGUGAAGGGAAUGGGGAAUGACAUUAUCGGCAGAAUCAGCUUAAAGAUCUCCUCUUUCGACGAUCCAUAUUAUCUGUGAGGAUCGUUUACGGGUGUUACAAGAACUUUUAAUAUUUGAAAUAAUAAAACUUGAACAUGGUACAGCGUCUUUUGGUUAUCUCAGAUGAUUUUGUUGAUUGUUUUGGAUAAAUUUUAGUGUAACAUUACCAGAAGUCUUUCUUAUCAGCAAAAUCAGAUAAAGAAAUAUUUAAAAUGGGAUUAAAAAUAUUACUUCUGUCUACAAUAAACUUUCAGCCAUUUCUUAGAUUUUUAACAGACUUGUCUCUUCAUUUCUGGAAUAAUUAUCGCCCUGUGAUUGUAAGUCUACUGAUAAUUCACAAAAUUGGACUUAUCUAUCUCUUAUCAGUUGCGGACAUUAUAAGGAAAAACUAAUGAAGAUGCAUUUAGUUGAAAGAAAAAUGGCGUUAACUGUUUGGGCCGUUCUUUUCUUAGCUUUAUUCAGCUCCGCCAACGGAUUCAGGGACGAUUCAAAUGAAUAUUUUGCUGAUUCAACUGAAGAAAGUUACGGGGGAGAAGAGCAAGUGUAUAAGAGGUUUCUGAAGAGCGUAAGUCUUCAGAUUUUAGCAAUAAACAAUGAAUAUUGAUUUAGAAAGUAAGGCUGGAGACCGCCUCAACAGAAGGCCGAGAUACUUACUACACUUACAAAUCUAUCUGCUACGUCGAUGGAGUCCCCCAAAUCGUUGACGGAUUUGAUUGCCGGAAUCAAGUAGCCUCAGGGCGCCAUCAAAAUUCUAUCAAUGCCUCGGGCUGGUCUUAUCUAGAAAUCGAGACCUUCAAUUCGGCCGAUCCGGAUGUUCAAGCGUAUGCCGCGGGCGUUCUUGAGGGAGUCUUGGGACGAACCGUGCUGGAAUAUGCUCUUCAGAAUACAAUGUACACGUACUGCGAUGGCUUCAGCCAAUAUUGCGAGAGACUGAACAAGUAUCUGAAUGCAAACUUGGCCUAUAUCAAAGAGAAGAUUGAGAGUGCCCCGAAGGAUGAUCUUUACUGGCAGAGUGUUAAACGAGUCAUGUUACAGCUGAGUGGAGUCUGGGAUGGGUUCAAGGGAAGAAAGUUUGAUCCCAAGAUCAACUACAAAGUUACUCCCGUUUAGUAAGUUAAAAAAAAUGAAAAUAUGAGAGCACUUGCUAUUCAUAAAUUUAUUUUAGCCUAAUCAACAUCAACGGAGAACUUUAUGAUCUGGAAAAGAAGUUCAACAAGACCAAGGAUCCCGUUAAUGCUCUCGAGGGAGAGAAAUGCUCCGGAUUUGUGAAGAUUACACCCAACAACGAAGAUAUCUUAAUCUCUCAGGUCACAAUGAGUGGAUUCCAAAAUCUUCUCAGAGUUCUGAAGAUGUACAAGUUUGGAUAUCGUGAGUAAUGUUGCAUAAAAUAAAUAGUAUUUACAGAGAAAUACAACUAUCCCGGACACACCACGACUUUCUCGAGCUACCCUGGGAUGCUCUAUUCCUCCGAUGACUUUGCUUUAACCAGUGCUGGAUUAGUAAGUAAUAAAAAUGCAAAAACAGCAUCUUCAGGCUGUAAUUGAGACUACUGUAAGCAUCUUCAACACCAAAGUUUUGGAUGCCGUGAAGCCAGAAGGACAACUUCACACCUGGAUCAGAGCGAUUAUCGCCAAUCAAUUGGCCAGAACUGGUCGGGAAUGGUGCAAAGUCUUUGCGAGACACAACUCGGGUACCUACAACAACCAAUGGGUUGUGCUGGAUUACAAAUUAUUUACUCCAAAGAAGGAAUUACCGGAAUUUGGAUUACUUUAUGUCUUAGAACAAAUGCCGUGAGUUUAAAAUAUUAUAUAAGGCUUCUGCGUUAGUAAUCCAAUCGUAUAGAAAGCGCCGAAUUUUGACUGUAAGAAAAGUCGCGUUACGUAAUAUUGUGCAACAACUUCUAACAGUCAGGAUCUUUGCGAUUGGUCGAAUUACUAACGCACAUGCCUUAUAUGACAAAAGUGAAAUAUCUUAUAUUAUUUAGGGGAAACAUUGUCUACGCUGACGAGACCGAAUAUUUGAAGAGAAAUACUUACUUUGCUUCUUACAAUCUCCCAUUCUAUGAGUCUACCGCCAAAUUGAGUGGCUUUGAUAUUAAAGGGCCUGAAUUCUACUGGUUUAAUUGGACUGAUUGCCCCAGGGCAAACAUCUUCAGAAGAGAUCACUCAAAGGUUGUUGAUCUAGACACGUUGACAACCCUGAUGAGGUAUAAUGAUUACACUCACGAACCUUUCAGUCGGUGCAACUGCACUCCACCGUACACUGCCGAAGCUGGUAAGUGAAUUUAAAAUCUUUACGAAGAUGUUGUUGAUGUUAUGUAACUUUAUAUGAAUGCUAUUCUUCCAGCCAUUUCUGCUCGCGGUGAUCUGAACCCAGCCAACGGGACCUUUCCGAUCCCCGGAAUGGGCCAUGUUAAUCACGGUGCUCUUGAUUACAAAGGCACCAAUUACCAGCUGUUCCAACAACUCAGAUUCAGAGCUUGGGGUGGUCCCACUUAUGGAAAUGUCCCUCCCUUCCAAUGGAGCAAAUCAGAUUUGGUAAGGAGUUUAUUUUAUUCACAACUAUCUAUUCAGGCCAAGACAGUAAAGCAUAUUGGACAUCCAGAUCUGUGGAAAUUCACUCUAGUAGAACACAAAUGGGAAACGUUCGAUGUGAAAGUUGAACUCUGA
Messenger RNA from Bursaphelenchus xylophilus (pine wood nematode), 8624 nucleotides. NCBI's taxonomy places the organism in Eukaryota, Metazoa, Nematoda, Chromadorea, Rhabditida, Aphelenchoididae. The record is from the annotation of a GenBank genome assembly.